GCUGUAGUGUGUACAUGUACUAGUAUAGUGUAAGUAACCUUAGUAGUGCCUGUAAAACUUCAAAUCAUGAAGUCCUGUUACAGCAAGUUCUGUUAAACUUUCAUAACAUAUCAAUCAUUUUUCAAGUUAGUUAAAUCUUUCCAUUUUUAAGGCACUUCGACAGUAUUUCACCAUGAUCAAGUUGUUGUUUCUUGUGCUGAUCUCUCUAGUAGGAGGAUCUUUAUCUGCGUCGAAGCAGCAGAUCGACGACUUUCUAAAUGUCUGCAUCGACUCAAAGCACCAUAAGAGUAAACCUGGACCAGAACCCGACUUUUUCCAUCACUGUAGCCCGUGGAAGGACAAUGCUUGCUGCAAAGCAAACACUACAAAACACAUCGAAAGUGAUGGGGCAAUCACCUUGUAUAGAAUGAAAUGGGACCAGUGCUCGAAUAUAAAACCGCUAUCAAAAGAAUGCAGAAGAUUCCUAGAGAUGGAUACUUGUUUUUAUGAAUGCUCACCCAACAUGUCUCCUUGGAUUCAGGUCGAUCCAAACUCAAAGAAAACGAGAAGAGAACGAUUCGUUAAUGUUCCAUUAUGUGCUUCGGAUUGUGAUGCAUGGUUUGAGGCCUGUAAGGAUGAAUACACCUGCUCUGAUAACUGGGGAGAUAUCAAAACAUGGAACUGGACCAAGUCAGGCAACGAGUGCAAGAAGCCUUGCAAAACCUUCAAGGAAUACUACAGCGACCCAACGACGUUCUGCAACAAGCUUUUUAACUACUCCUUCAAAUACACCACAGGAAAGCCAGGUGAAGAUUGCAUGGUCAUGUGGCCAAACAACACCAGAAUCAACAAUUCUAAUGUGGCCAGGAAAUUUGCCGAAAAAGCUUUGUCAACUUCUACAGGCUUCUCGUUAUCUCCUCAUUUCAUGGUUUUAUUGUUUCCAGUUUCACUUCUACUGAACUGAUAUUUCACUUUUUUCAAGAUUUAUAAUGUAAUCAUGGAUGCAGUGAACAAUAUUUGUGAACAAUUUCUUUGAACAAUUUCUUUGAACAAAAUAUUGAACAAAUCAAUUUAUUCAAUCAUGGGUUACUUUGAUCAGGAUUUUUGUACCUUCCCUGAUUAAAAAGCUUAUGUCGGUGCUGCAAACAUAUAAGAAUUUCCCAUAUGGUGUUAAGCAAAAUCAGGUUAUUGUCAUACAAUAUACAAUACCGAUAAUGAUGACCAACCAAAUUAAUUUUAGCUUGGCUACACCUUGAUAUUGUUUUGGUUCAAUGUUACUGGUCAAAAUGACUAGCAAGGCAAAGAUUUGAAAACACAAA
This is a messenger RNA of Actinia tenebrosa (Australian red waratah sea anemone), 1298 nucleotides long. Its product is annotated as folate receptor gamma-like. The record is from RefSeq and is a predicted model, not a curated record. Gene Ontology annotation, molecular function: signaling receptor activity. Gene Ontology annotation, cellular component: external side of plasma membrane. Lineage: Eukaryota; Metazoa; Cnidaria; Anthozoa; Actiniaria; Actiniidae.